Messenger RNA from Neurospora crassa OR74A, 2685 nucleotides. RefSeq lists its product as hypothetical. The record is from RefSeq and is a predicted model, not a curated record. Bases 382 to 2247 code for a protein of 621 amino acids. The transcript has a single exon. Lineage: Eukaryota; Fungi; Ascomycota; Sordariomycetes; Sordariales; Sordariaceae.
CGAGUUUCCACUUGGAUGCGGGAACCUUGUUGGCUCUGCAGGACAUCACGCUUCACGACGGACCGAGAAAUGCAGUGAGAUGAACUAAGGUGCAGGAGGAUUACCUCUCACUAUCUCCAUCUUUCUGAAGGUGGGCGUUGCCCUGACCAUAUGGUCCUCAAAAGAGAACGUGUGCGGGCAGGUUAUGAGUUUCAAUGGUACCUGGGCUGUUUAGCAUCUUCCCAAGCAAUACUUAAACACUUUGGCUUCCUCGUCCUGGAACUGCAACCACAAAAACACUCGGCUCUCGCACGACUGCAGCAAGUUCCAGUCUGAGCUCUCAGGCACGAUACCGCCUCGCCAAUAUCCCCAAGGCCUGUUCUCUACCUGAGCUGUGAGAAAAUGAAGCCCAGCAUGCCACAGGGCAACCGGUUCCUUGGAUUAAGCAAAAAUCAACGAGGGGUGCCACCGCUUCUAACCAUUCCUUCAAAAAUGGACGAUGUUGAUCCAGAUGCACCUCCUCAGAGCAGCGACGAGGAAGGAUUUGCGGAAUCCAUGAGAGGCGAUUUGACGAACUUAUUGCAUCGUGGCAGACAGGGAGAACAAAAGUCAACUUCUCCCUCCAGAGAACACGGCAGCUCUCCAGGAACCGACAUCACCACCAACUCAUCUACAAGGCCAGCGACGCGGCAACAAAAAAGGUUGCUGGAUGAAAUUGAAGAUGAUCAGACUGACCAUGAAGGAAGCUCAAUCGUACAGCCUCCUCCAAAAAGGGUAUCUACGGAAAAGAAGACGGGUCAGCAACAGUUGGGCAGCCAGCACCAGUCUAGCAUCUUCAAAUCCAGGAAAGAGAUAUCGAAAAAAUUUGGCAAAAACAACGGCUUCCACAUACCCAGAGAUACGAAACAGCCAGGGUUAAAAACCCCAAGGGUACUCAAAAUACCACCAGCAGCCGCCGAGAAUGGGAAGGCGGACGCUCCCAGGACGAACUUUCGAAUCCCCGAUGCGAUAUCUGGCUCCUCUCCAACCAAUGUUUCCUCGGUAACGAAGCUUACCAAGACAGGCUCUGUACGACCUCGUGUACGGCCUGUAAAGUCGAAAUCUGACAAGGAAAAGAGAAAAGCUGAGGAAGAAGCCAAGAAGCGACAGCCGACUAUUCUACGAAUUCCAAAGGACUUUUCAUCUCCCUUCGAUUUGGACAAAGAGCUGGAAUCAGGAUUCGAAGAAGCAGACAUUACGUUACCUAUACUGCUAAGCUCACCCCUCAAAAAUUUCGACUCCGCUCCUGAGUCAAACCGGAAGCUCGUCUGCCCGAUGUGUGACGAGGAUGUCGACGAGUCCUUCUUUGACACCCUUAGAGCGAGGCAAACUAGAAUGACUCUUCACCAAGAACAACAGUUCUGCCUUUCUCACAAGAGGAAAUCAGCCAAGGAAGAAUGGCAGAACAAGGGAUAUCCUGACAUCGAUUGGACUGUGCUGGACAAGCGGAUAAAGAAGCACCACGACUUUCUUCGCACCAUUCUCAACGGCGGUAAAUCCUACUACGCCAAUGCCCUCAGUGACAAGAUCAAGUCGGGUCAGAACAAGACUCUACUGAAAUCAGAGGGGAAUCUGACUCCUGGGUACUACGGCAUGCGCGGUCUGCGGCUUAUGUCGGAAUCCUUGGUCAAUGAGUUCUCUUCAGAGUUACGGAAGAGAGCGGUGCAAGAUCGCCUGGUUUCGAAGCGUGGCUAUAUGGUAUACGUACAAUCCGUUUUGGUCCCAGAGUUGGCUGUGCGGCUGAUUAUGGAGGAUAUGUCUCAGGAAGGGACAGACAAAGUGACAGAGGAACAGGCAAGGACUAUCAUGAAAGACAGCACAUGGGUAGGAGAGCUUUUGAACGAAGAAGAUGCAGACCACGUCUUGUAUGAGGACGAAGAAGACGAGGAAAGCCAAAAUGAUGAGAUGGGCCUCAGAGACGAGGACGAGGCUCAUCUCAGAUACGAGUAUGAAAGCAGGUUGAAAGACGAGGACGAGGAGGAGCCCAAGAGCGAGGAUACAGAUGGUGAAGAAGGACAGGACGAAAAGAUCAGGUCCAAUGGCAAUGAUAUCAUUCACAUCAGAGAUGAUGAUAGAAUCAAAUCCGGGGAUCGAAAAGGCACAAAGCAGGAGAGCGAAGGUAUCAAGUCCAACGGCAACGAUAUCAAUCACAUGGAGGUUGAGAAGGAUGACGACAGUCAUUCAAUAAUAUCUUCAAUAUCCAGUCUAUCGGAACUCGGCGAUCUUUAAUCAUUUUACACGCCCAUUUCUCCGAGAGCACGCGUAAGAACUAUAUCUUGAAGAGUUCACAAGGUGGCCAACCUGAAGGAUUUAGUUUGUCGUCGGGAGCACUGUUGAUGGGGCUCAAGCAUGCUGAUGUUCACAUAGCAUGUGCUGGGAGGAGCAAAUAAAACAACCUGUGAGCUGGGCAAGCUUCUCUCGUUUCUUAUAUCCUUGAUCGUGCAACACCUUGGGCGUUUCUCCUCGUCUUGGGCACACAUCAAUGUUCUUCUCACAAAGCCCCCUUUUCCUUCACCAAACAUUGUUGGUUUGUUCCGGGUUGCCAUGUAAGUUGCUGGUUGGAAGGGAUUUAGAAGGAAACCACGUCUGUUUGUAGAGGUUUCCAUUUGUUUCAGGAUAGAAACGUGCGAAGUCACAAAUCAGAUUCACUGUUCCGCGAUUGCGGCA